Messenger RNA from Drosophila willistoni, 1995 nucleotides. RefSeq names its product tubulin-specific chaperone cofactor E-like protein (gene mlt). Gene Ontology annotation, biological process: protein folding. Gene Ontology annotation, molecular function: alpha-tubulin binding. The transcript has a single exon. Bases 192 to 1556 code for a protein of 454 amino acids. The record is from RefSeq and is a predicted model, not a curated record. NCBI's taxonomy places the organism in Eukaryota, Metazoa, Arthropoda, Insecta, Diptera, Drosophilidae.
AAAAAAAAACAACAAAAAAAAACCCAAAAACAAAAACAACAAAUUAUUGCCCCACAAUUUUUGCCAGAGCAAAACCAAAAAAAAAAACCAACUUGCAACAAUUUUGUUUUUGUACAACUAAAAGAAAAAAAAUCAAUUUUUUGUUUUUACAUAAUUACGCUCCUGCCCCCCGUCUCCACGUCUCGGCCAAGAUGCCCUCAUUGCUCGAGGCUUUGGAGCGCAAAUAUUUUGCGGAAUGUGAAUUCGAGAAUGCCCAUCAUCCGCCGGAAUUGCAUAAACGUUCUGAUCUGCCAAACGAUUUCACUGUAACUAAAUGCGGAUCUCGAAUGGAAUUCUCAAUAUUUAUACCACGUUUAUCCCCAUUAACCAGUGUGCCAGCUUUGUUAGUGCUCAACGAUUGUGACAUCGAUUCGGCGGGAGAUUUUGAGAGUAUACGAGAGAAAUGUCAACGGGUGAGAGAAUUGGAUUUGGCGCAAAAUAAACUAAAAGAUUGGCAAGAAGUUUUCAAUAUAUUGAAACAUAUGCCAAAAAUUGAGUUUUUGAAUUUAAGUAAAAAUCGCCUAAUGAGCUCAUUAAUGGAAAAUCCCGCACCGACAGUUAAUCUAAAGAAUUUAGUAUUAAAUGGCACAUAUUUGGAUUGGAUGUGUAUAGAUGAUCUAUUGCAGAAUUUGCCAGUAUUGCAGGAAUUGCAUUUGAGUCUAAAUAACUAUACAAAAGUCUCAAUUGACACUGGCUCGAAGGAGGAUCACGAGGAGAUUAAACUGACCAAAGCCCAUCCGGAGCUAAAAACGUUGCAUUUCACUGGCAAUCCCAUAGAGAAUUGGCAAGAGAUAUGCCGCCUGGGACGUUUAUUUCCCAAUCUCGAGGUCUUAGUCUUGGCCGAUUGUCCCAUCAAGGCACUGACUGAAACCCAGGAGAAUGGCGAACAAGAGUCUCAUCAAUAUUUUCCCAGCCUUAAACUAUUGAAUCUAAGUUCCGCACAUCUCGACAAUUGGUCAGCCAUCGAUGAAUUGACAAAAUUCCGAGAAUUGCAAAAUCUACGCGUAAAACAUUGGCCCCUCUGGGAGACAUUGGAGCUGUCGGAGCACGAGAGGCGACAAUUGUUGAUAGCACGUCUCCCGAAUGUCACCAUGUUGAAUGGCGGCGGUAAGAUCACUCAGGAUGAACGUAUCGAUGCCGAGCGUGCCUUUGUUCGUUACUAUAUGGUCAAGCCGGAGAGUGAAAGACCUUCGCCUCGGUAUGAGGAACUCUUGCAGCUUCAUGGUGAACUGGAUCCCUUGGUUAAUGUCAAUCUUAAGCCUGAUAAACGUGUCAAAGUCAUCUUUACCUAUAAUGAGCAAAGUGAGAGUCGUUUUGUUGAUGUCUAUUUGACGGUUAACGAUCUUAAAGUCAAGCUGGAGAAGCUUGUGAAUUUGGCGCCAAAUAAAAUGCGUCUCUUCUAUUUGGAUCAAGAUUACAAGGAAUUCGGGCCUGAGGAAAUGAAAUAUCCUAAUAAACAGCUCUAUAGUUAUAAUUUACAAUCGGGUGAUGAGAUUAUAAUUGAUGCCAAGAAGUGAAAUAUCCUCCCCCCCACCAACAACAACAACAACUACACCCUACCCCCUACCACCCCCCUUAGGCCUGGUGCUACAAAUUUGUGAUCUUGUAUCAUCAAAAAUGCAAAAAUAAAGCAAAAAACACAAAUUGAUGGUCGAUACAACAAAAUAUAAGAAAAAAAAAACAAACCCUAAAUAUUUUUAUUUAAUUUUUCUUAAUAUGUAAAUACAAACAAACAUAAACAAACAACAUUACAAGGCCAAGCGAGCAUUACACACUUGCAUACAACAGAUACAUACUAUACAAAUACAUAUAUAUAUAUACUUAUAUUUUAAUUACUGCCUAACCUAAGCCUCACAUAGUAAGAUGACAACAACAACAACAACAAAUUACUAAAAAUCAACAAUAAAAAAAAAAAAUGAAAAAUGCAUUGACAAAAAUUACAAUUAAAUCAUAAAA